Pseudozyma flocculosa PF-1 is the source of this 11031-nucleotide messenger RNA. RefSeq lists its product as uncharacterized. Gene Ontology annotation, biological process: phosphorelay signal transduction system; peptidyl-serine phosphorylation. The transcript is spliced from 3 exons. The coding region runs from base 1 to 11031 and encodes 3676 amino acids. Gene Ontology annotation, cellular component: cytoplasm; nucleus. The record is from RefSeq and is a predicted model, not a curated record. Gene Ontology annotation, molecular function: ATP binding; protein serine/threonine kinase activity. NCBI's taxonomy places the organism in Eukaryota, Fungi, Basidiomycota, Ustilaginomycetes, Ustilaginales, Ustilaginaceae.
AUGUCGUUCGACAGCACGCCUUCCUUCUCCAGCCCGCUCGCCUUUGCCUCGAUCCUCUCAAACGACGAGGACAACAACGAGGACGGGACAGCCCCCGUCGCCGGUCUCAGCGACAUGGACGAGAAGUCCGACGAGGCCAGCGACCUUGGCGAGGCAAAGGCCGACGAUGGCGACGGCCCCACGCAGAAGCGUCCCGCCCAGACGCGGCACGACACCCUGUCGCGGUCAGGGUCGAAUUCGAGCAGCGCAGCGAGAAGAGGCGAGCCCUCCUCGACCAAGUCGUUCCGGCCGUCGCACCCGCGAACCGUCGACAAGGAUCGAUCCGGCUCCCUCUCGCUUCAUCGAGCGGCCACCGGAGCCUCGCGCCUGGGCUCGGCCGCGCACACGCGGCAGGCUUCGUUCAACGAUGACGACGACACAGGGUCCAUCUCGUCGGACGGCGUCUUUUCGGUGCCGACCUCGUCGUUGACUCGCAAGAGCUCCGUGGCCAGCUCGACCGGCUCCAUGGGUCCGCCGGCUGUUCCGAAGCGGGUGUUGGAAGCGGUAGCCCCCUCUGCUGCCGCCGAGCAGGCCGACGAGGUCGGGGGCCGUCCCAUCUCGGCCGCGGCGGCGGGCAAACGAAAGGAGGACCAUCUGCUCGGGCUAGGCAUGCCGUCGAACCCUUCACCCCUCUCGUCCGGCUCGUUUGGCAGCGGCAGCGGCAGCGGCAGCGGAAGCUUUGCUCCUUCGUCGUACAAACCACCAUCGCCGCUGCUGACAUGGGGAUCGACGGUACCCAAGUCCGGCGCGGCGGCCGGCAGCGGCCAGGCAUCUAGUCAGACGCCGGCCCGGCAACGGCGACGCCUCACCGCCUCGUCGCUGAGCGCGGCCACGAGCGCCCACCGGCGGGCACGGUCGCUCGGCGGCGUGCUGCUCGGCGAAUCGGCUGCCCCGCCCGUCGGCGGUCCGGAUGGCGUCGAUCCCAACCUCGUCGCCGCUAUUCAAUCGGGCAGCUCGACCAUCCCGCUCCCCGGCUACGGCCUCGACAGCCAGCGAUCCGCCAGCACAGCAUCGACGGGCACGCAGAGCUCCACCACGUCUUCCUCGGCCCUCUCGUCCGGCGGCAUCGUCGCCCCGUCGUCGAUGCCAUCCACGCCGACAGCCACGCUCCGUAUGCACUCUAGAAAACGAGGCUCGCAAAUCUACAUCGACAACGACGAAGGUUCGGCGAGGUCGCCGCCCGCCCCCUUCGAGACAUCGCCUCCCAUGGACACCUCGGCCUCGGCCUCGGCCUCUUCGACCUACGUGAGGCCCCGUGUGCGCAGCCAGACGAUGGGCGUCGGCGCUCAUCCGGCUGCGUCCAGCCCGGGUCUGUCGUCGAGCCUCAGCGCAUCCUUGGGUCCCAGCUCGCAAAAGCCUGGCCCAGGACUGGCCGACGCUAUCCGGCUGCAGAGGGUGCCCACGGCAGUGCGCUUGGCGGGCGACCUUUUCGUGCCCACCUCGCCGGCCCACACUCGGUCCUCGCUGUCUCAGGACGCCUCGCCGGCGCGGCAGACGCCGAGAGGGAUGCAGCCUCCUUCACAGGGCGUCAUCAGCCCUGGCGGACACCACGGUCUCGGCAUCGGGCUAAACAGCGAGGCUGGCAGCGCUGGCAGCAGCACCAGUCGACUGCAUGUGCCGCCCCAGACGCCUAUGGCCACCAGCCGCAGCACCUCUCCGCUGGCGUCGGAGCACAGCCACGGCCGCAGCGGCCAGUCUUCCUCAUCGAGUUCGGGCCGAGUCUCGCCGGUGGUGGAGCGGAGUCGGCUGAGCACCAAGUCGUCCGCGAUUGGCCCAGAGCUCCGCGACGCUCCGCUGACCGUCUCGAUCCCUGCUGGUCGGUCGAUCGAGCCCUCCGGCAGCCUUCCCAGUUCUGCCCUGCUCGGCCCGCGUUCGCCCGUCUAUUCGCGGUCAAGCCUUCGCUCGGGUUCCGAGUCCUCGUCAUCGACGCACGACUCAACGGCCGGUGCCGGCGUCUUUUCGCCGAGCGCUUCGCUCUCCACUUCCGGCCGGCUUAGUCCCACCUCGAGCUUUGCCAGGAGACCGGCUGCUCCGCCGUCAGCCAGCAGGGCCGCACGUCGUUCGUGGGGGGCACAGGAGCUGUUCGACAGCCUUUCGGACUUGCCCGACCCAUCUGCCGAUCCGGGGAACGCCGAGAGGCCUGCACCCUGGAUCGCAUCCUCGCAGGACGUUGCGGCGCCGAACUCUCGAUUCGCGGCGGUGCGCGACGACCCGGCGACGAUCAAGCUCAGCCGAUCGAUUGGCGCCGGCGCUGCUCUCGACGUGCCGUCCUCGACGAGCAGGUCGAUGAGGCCCGAGCAGAGCCACCUGCUCACCCCGGUCCGACUGGCGUCGUCGAACCAGCAGAUGUCCGGCACGGACGAGUACGCCAGGAUCAUCAUCCAGAGCAGGAACGCCAAGAUGCAAAAGUGGAAGGCGCAGAAUCCCAAGUCGCCCCCGGCCUCUUCGUACUCGCAUCGUCCCGGUGGCGCCUCUGCCGGGCAGCGUGUGGCGGCCGACGCGAUGCCGGACUGGGGCUCGUUCGGUGCGGCGCGCCAGGCCGAGCUCGAGGCCGCCUCGUCGAUCGCGCUUGGGCGUCGUGGAACAACCAUUGGCAUCUCUCGCACCGUCGGCCCACCGAGCACUCCGGGUCCUUCUCGCAGGCCAUCGCAGGCCGACUCGAUCACCAGCAUCGAGUCGCAGAAUGGCGACUUCUCCGGCCCGUCUGACGCCGACGGCGCAGACCUGCCCUCUGCAUUCGCCCACCUCGCCGGUCCAAAGGAGAUCGAAUGGGUCGACUGGCUCGACGAGUACCGCAAGAUGAAGGAGGCCAAGCUGCAGUCGGAGCGCGAAGAGGCCGAAGCCGAGGCACGGGGCGACGGGUCGGAGUCGGCUGGCGACAACGACGACGACGACGACGACUCGGACGCUGGAACCGAGCCGGCAGCCGCCGCGGAUGUCGAAGAGCCGGGCAUUCUCCAAGGCGAUGACGCGCUGGGGGCCUCUUCGCUGCUCGGCGAAGCCGCGAGCGAGGGCCGCAGAUCGGUGUCGGAUCCGCUAGCAAGGCAGAGGGUGGCGCAGCCUGCAGCCAUGGCCAGCGGCAACGCGGCCGACACCGGCAUGGGCCAGCUGGAAAGCGCGAUGGAGAAGCUCAGCACGGCCGAAUCGCAGCGGACCAUCGGCCGUUCGUCGAGCCAGCAACCGCUCGGACCGGUGCGGAAGCCCUCGGCCGCCCCCGUGCGGGGAUCCUCGCGGCCCUACGCCGACACGCGCCGCAGCUUCACCGUCGGCAACCCGCAGGGCCUCGGUGGCAGCGGCGGUCGCGGCAGCGCAUCUUCGACGGUGCACCGCCUCGGCAUCGACAAGCCGCGCACCAUCUCGCUGUCGCCCAUCACUUCUCGCGUCACGGGCGCCGCGUCCUAUGCACCCUCGAGCAGCUCGGCCCAGCAGCAGGCCUCUCGCAGCAAGCGGCGGCAGCUCGGCGGCAAGAUCGAGGCGUGGUGGAGCGCGGUCAAGUCUGGCUUCGGCGGGCACAUGACCGAGCAGGGCGGCCGCACGCUGCAGGCGCAAACCCAGUCGCGGCAGCCGGGCCCACAGAGACCGCAGAGGCCUACCCGGCCGACGGCCCAGUCGUUCUCAUCGUCGCCACAACGCGUCAAGGCUCAGUCGAUUCCGCGGCAGGCGGCCUCGAACGAGGCAGCGUUCGAGGUGGGGACCGCGCCCGCAGAACCCUGCCCGCUUGCCGUAGAGGCCUUUGCCCGGCACAGCAGGUCGCAGACCGGUACGCUCGGCAGCAAGGUGCCAGAGUCGGUGCACACACUGCGCCCUUCGUCGUCCGCGCAGAACCUGCUGGAGAAGAAGCAGGCGGCCGAACAGCAGAGGCUAGAUGCCGGCGAAGAUCGGACCGCCGCUGCCGCCAGCUCGCCGAGCCAGCCAGCCGCUGGCGCUGCUGCUGCAGAGGAUCGGCGCGGCUCGGUGUCAUCCCGCGGCAGCGCAGAGACAACGGGCAAGGACUCGAUCAAACGGCGCCAGCACCAGCCGAAGCUCUCGCUGCAGCUCGAGAGAGGCUUCAGCACUUUUGAUGCCGGCGGCUUCGACAGCCUCGAUCCCAAAGGCUCUCGCUUCAACACGCUGUCGCAGGGCGAUCGCCUAGAGGCCCGCCAACCGCUCUCUCCGCUAAGCGGCCCCAGCUCGACCCUCUCGCCGGAGGAAGAUGAGGCGCGGCCGGAGCCACCGACGAGCGCCGCGAGCGCCGUCACCUCACCCGUCGAGCCUCGAACCAACAUCACGCGCUCGCCCGGCCCACGGCGGCGACGCCUCUCGCGAGCCUGGAAACCCGGCGACGGCGAGGCUGGCAUGUCGUCCAAGCGGCACUCGAUGCUCGAGGGCAGCGCCAGCGGCGCCGUCAGCCAGGACGAAUCCGAGGCGGAAGGCAAGCGUGGGCGCGUACGCGCGAGCCAGGGCCGGACGUCGAAGGAAAUGACCAUGUACUCGGUCCACCAGCACAUCCGCCAGCGUCUGGCCGCGUCCAAGGAGAGCUGCGACAGGGAGCUGCGCAAGAUUGUCGCCGCCAUCAGCUCGUUCGUCGAGGCGGACCUCGAACGGCAAGAGGACGAGGCCAACCAGCGCGCCCUAGGCGUCGAUGGCGAUGACGACGAGGUGGAAGAGGUGUUUGACGGCGACGACGUCACCCUCUCGCAGCAGCUCGGCCUCGGCGACAGCAUCCACAGCGACGGGAGCACCGGGACUCGCGCCGAGUCCGCGACCAUGUAUCGCGACUUCAGCGCCGGCUCGUUUGCCUCGAGCGAGCCGACGUCGGCAACGGAACGCCUGCCGCUGGACGAGAUCGAUGACCAGAGCUUCGAUCCGGACGAAACCCCGCAAGCCGGAGUGUCGCAGCACUCGCUUCUCGGUGCUCGAACACCGGGCAACAACAGAGAAACGACGCCCACGCUUGGCUCGCGCGAGUACCGACUGCCGGCUCCUCCGACGCCUGCUGCUCUCGGUUCUUCGCAGCCAGUGGUGGGACGUCCGACGGGGAUCGCGAAUCCCCCGCGCCCAUCGAAGCUCAACCCGCUCGGCCGCACAAAGUCUGCAAGCCGGGCCAGCCGCUCUGCGUCCAACUCGAGGCCUACUUCGCGCUCCCACUCGCCCCUGCCUGGCGUGCCCAUGGCCUCGAGCCUCUCGGUGGCGUCCAGCUCGCCGCGCCUGUCGCCCGCGCGGCGGACGAGGCCGCUGCCCGCAGACGAAGGCAAGCUCCAGCCGUGGAUCCCGGCGCUCUCGGAGCUCGUCGCGCUGGCCAUGGAGGUCCUUGACACGUCGAUCAACUCGCUCAUCGCACGCCAUGGCGCCUGCUCGCAGAUCAUCGCCGCCGUCCAGACAGUCGGUCGGGACUGGGACGAGCAUCCGGAGUGGCCUGGCCGAGGCUGGUACGUACGCCUGCUGCUCGCCGUGGCCGGCCUCAGCCGAGUCGUCGAGUGGUGGGAGGCCGAAAAAGGGUUUUGGAACUUCGACGACGACGAGGAGCACGACGCCGAGCCGAUCCGCUUCAUCCUCGGUGGCGGCCAGGGCGAAGGCGAAGGCGGCGAGGCCAGGGCGCCGCCGCACCUCUGGGGCGCCGGCUACAGCCACAGCCCGACGCGGAAGCGCAGCACCGCACCCGAGCACGAUCAGGAGGAGCCGUCGGGUCCCGCCGCAAGCACCAGCGCAACGGCUUCGCCCGCCCUCGCAGCUCAGGGCGCCCCGGAUCCCGCCGACGCCGCGUCUGCCGGCGCUGCCAUGGCGCGGAAGCUGUCCGACACGUCCGCCUUGGGUGCAGACGAGGGCGACACGACCAUCGUCGAUCGCGAACUGGUCGCGGCAGAGCCAUCGCCCGCGGCCGCCGCUCGAUCGGCGCAUGAGGCAUCCGGGGAGCACAAGGACGCCGGCGUCAACGUGCUGAUGGAGCUGAGCCUCGAGGACCAGCGCUUCCUCUACCUCAGCCCAGCCUGGAAGCUCGUCAUCGGCUCCGAUCCAUCCGAGCUCUACGAUGUGCCGAUCGCCGAGCUGCUCGCCUCGGGCGACGUCAACGUCUUCGCCGAGGCGUCCGCCCAGCUGCAGGCCAACGAGUCGCACACGGUCGAGGCCAUCUUCCGCCUUCGGAUCGAGCGCUCCGCGCUGGUCAGCCCGACCGCCUCGGACGCGUCCGAGGACGGCAGCGACGUCGACGAGACCCGCUAUUUCCAGGAGAUGGAGGGCAAGGGCAUGCUGAUGCACGACCGGCACAACGGACUGCCCUCGCACACCAUGUGGGUCUUCAAGCCCAGCGGCCCGCCGGAGCCAGAGGCCGACCUGCCCGAGGUGGUGGGCCCCAAGAGCGGGCGAGCCGCGUCCAGCUUCCUCGACGAUCCGACGGCCACGGUGGCCCACGUCGCCUCAAUCUCGGUCGAGCCGCUCCUCUGCCGCAUCUGCGAGCGCGACAUCCCCACCUGGUUCUUUGAGAAGCACUCGGAGAUCUGCAACGAGGUCCAUCGCCUCGAGAUGGAGAUUGGCGAGUGCAACGAGAGCCUGCACGAGCUGCGCCGCACCGUCAAGGCCAUCGUCAAGCGGCUCGAGGACGCGCACGACCAGCCGUGCGACCCGCCGGUCGACUACCGCGGCAUCCAGCUGACGACCCCGCCGGCGUCGACGCAGCCCCCAUCGGCGCUCGAGGGCAUCAACCGCUCCGUGCUGCCUCGUCAGCCGAACGCGGCGUCGGUGCGCAAGACGCACAUGCGGGCGCUCGACGCUGCCCUCGAGAUCCUGCAGGUGGCGCUCGAGAUCUCGACGCCUGCGACCAAAGAGGAGCAGGCCGACGAGCCCAUCGAAAAGCAGCGCCUCCUUUCGCCGACCUCGGAGAACAAGGUGGUCGCCGUCAAGCAGUGGCGCCGCACCCCGGCCGAGGACGCCGCCAUCGACGCCCUCAUGACCGACGUCGAGGCGGCCAUGCGUGGCAAGCUGAGCGCCGUCAAUCGCAUGCUCAACACGAUCGUCUACGUCGAGACGGUGCGCCAAGAGUGGGAGGUGAGCGUCGAGGCCGCGCUGGCCGCCGUCUCGGAGGAGGACGAGGCGUCGGGCGACCACACCAGCUCUCAGGAGCACAGCAGCGAGCAUAGCGGGGACGAGAUCAGCGUGGACGCUGGCGAGUCGUCGUCGGACGAGGUCGAAGAGGCGCCCACUCCGUUGCAGCCCGACCACGGCCCGGCACGCCAGCCCGACCGGGACGUAGAAGCCCUGGCGACACCGCAGCCCGAAUCCGAUGCCCCCACGCCCACCCUGGCGGCGUCCUUCGGCGUCGGUCCGGCGCGGGCCUCGACAGCUGCGGCGAACAAGGGCGGCCGAGGAGCCAGUUCCACAUUGCGACAAGCGCUCAAGGUCGAUCUGAGCUCCUCGUCCAACGACAGCGAGGCCGGCAUGGCGCGAGAGCAUGCGGACGACGACGAAGACGGCGAUCUGCCAUCUGGCAUCCUGCUCGACCGCGACGAUCGAGAAGUUCCGCAGCUGCCGCAGUCGAGCCAGCUCGGCGCCACGGGCACGGCGGGCACGGCCGAAGACGACAUCCCGGCGGUGGAAGAGCAGAUGGGCGGGGGUCCGUCUGGCCCUGCGCCCAUCCCGAUCCCCUCGGGCGGCGGCAGUGCGGCGGCCUCGUCCCACGCCAAGAGCUCGCGGCAGGCCGAGUCGCUGCUGCUCGCCAUCGAGGGCGCCGACCCUGCGCCUCGAGAGCGUCGCUCGACGAGUCGAUCUCGGCGCGCGUCCCACCUUCCGCUCCCCAGCGACCACUCCCUGCUGCAGACACCGCCGCUGUCGCCCCGCUACCCGCUGUCCGAGUCGCUCGGCGUCUCGUCGAGGAACCUGCGCAAGCCUAGCAUCUCGCACCGCAGCCCCAUGGCCGGCUCGAUGCCCCUGUCGCCUCGCCUGCCGCCCACCGCACCGUCGUCGAAGCCCACGGCGUCGUCGAUCAAGGACUUCGACAUCAUCAAGCCGAUCAGCAAGGGCGCGUUCGGCUCGGUCUUCUUGGCCAAGAAGCGGACCACGGGCGACUACUACGCCAUCAAGGUGCUCAAAAAGUCGGACAUGAUCGCCAAGAACCAGAUCACCAACGUCAAGGCGGAGCGCAUGAUCCUCAUGACCCAGAACCAGUCGCCGUUCGUGGUCAAGCUCUUCUUCACCUUCCAGAGUUCUGACUACCUCUACCUCGUGAUGGAGUACCUGCCUGGUGGCGACUGCGCCUCGCUGUGCAAGGUGCUCGGCGGCCUGCCCGAGGAGUGGGCGCGCCAGUUCCUCGCCGAGAUUGUCGUCGGUCUCGAGCACCUGCACUCCAAGGGCGUGGUGCACCGAGACCUGAAGCCGGACAACGUGCUGAUCGAUCAAAAGGGCCACCUCAAGCUGACCGACUUCGGACUGUCCAAGAUCGGAUUGCUGGGCCGCCAGACUCGGCCCGCCGCGCUCGGCGCGCCCGUGGGGGCCGGCAGCCCGUUCGGAGGCCUCAGCACCGGUGGCGGCCGCUCGGACGCCUUUGCGGGCUCGCUUCCGAGCUCGUCGGCGUCGCCCGGCUCCAACAACCGCCAUCCCUCGGUGUCGACGCCGGCGGGCACCUCGGCCGGCGACACCGCCGCUUCCUUCUCACCCUCGACCCCGGGCCUCAUCGGCCUGAUGCAUCAGCCCUUCUUCUCGGCGCAGCAGAGGGGGCGGAUUGUCAGCUCGUCGACCGACGUCAGCGACAGCAGCGAGACCGAGGGCAACCCGAGCGCGCCCAAGCCGCUUCCCUCGGCCCGGGUCGACAGCCACGGUGCGCCGUUUGGCUCGCACCCGCUGCUCACCAACGACGCCAGCCCGUCGCAGCCCAAGCACUUUGUCGGCACGCCAGACUACCUCGCGCCCGAGAGCAUCCUCGGCAUCGGCAUGGACGACUUCGCCGUCGACUUUUGGGCGCUCGGCGUCAUCCUCUACGAGUUCCUCUACGGCUUCCCGCCCUUCCACGCAGACACGCCGGAAAAGGUGUUUGACAACAUCCUCUCGCGCCGCAUCGACUGGGAGGAGGACUCGGUCGAGAUCUCGCCAGAGGCGCGCGGCCUCAUGGAGGCGCUUAUGUGCACCGAUCCCAAGACGAGGCUCGGCUCCAACGGCGUCGACGAGAUCAAGAGGCACCCCUUCUUCGAGGGCAUCGACUGGGAGAAUGUCACCGCCGACGAGGGCCCCUUUGUGCCCCAGGUGGCGGACCCCGAGUCGACCGACUACUUUGACCUGCGAGGCGCCGUCCACCAGGAAUUUGACGAGGACCACGCGCAGAGCACCCACGAGUUUGCCCGGGCGAUCGAGGGCAAGAAGGUCAUCGAGACCGGUCGCCCUCCCUCGUCGCGGAUGCGCAGCCGCCUGGAGCGUGGUCAGAUGGGCGAACGCUCGCAGACCGACGACUUCGGCAACUUUAGCUACAAGAACCUGCCCGUCCUCAAGCAGGCCAACGACGAGGUGAUCCGCAAGAUGCGCGAGGACCAGAUGCCCGCGCUUUCCCAGACGCUCGAGCAGCCAUCGGGCAUGCACGGCCGCCACCGCAGCUUCUCGGCCAAGGGCAAGGCCAUGAUGCGCGCGCAGCUGCAGGCGGUCGGCGGUCCGCCGUCGCCCUCGCAGAGCAUCUCGUCGCAGGGCUCGACGCCCUCGCGCUCGACGGCGCCCACGUCGCCCUCGGGCCUGCUGCUCAACUCGGCGCACGCGAGGCGGCCUUCGGAGCUCGCCGCGCUCUUCACGCACUCUCCGAUGACCUCGCCCUCGAUCCCGAUGCCCUCGCUGCACUCGACCGCAGGUGCCACGGCGGCAGCGGCGGCAGCGGCGACGGCAGCACCCGGCAUCGUCGACCGCAAGCGGUCUCAGCUCGCCGAGGUCGACAGUUCGGCGCGGCGCAACUCGAUGCCGACCAGGCUGAGGACAAAGUCCGCCAGCGUCUCUGAGCGGCCCACCUUGCCGCCGCACUGGUCCGAGUCGAGCAAGCCGAGGUCGAGCGUGGCCGCGCCUGCCUCGCAGUCGGCAGCCCACUCGCCGACCACUGCGGGUCCGGCGCCCGCCCAGCAGGGCUCGGAGUCUGCGCCGAUGGCGGUCGCCGGUCCCGACAAGAACGCCAUCGAGUGCCUGGUGGCCGAGGACAACCCCAUCGCGCUGCGUAUGCUCGAGCUGGUCCUCACCAAGCUGGGCUGCCGAUGCACCGCGGUCCGCAACGGCGCCGAGGCGGUCCGGCUGGCCAUGGGCGACGAUCGCUUCGACGUCCUCUUCAUCGACGUGACGCUGCCCAUCGUCAACGGCCAGGACGUGGCCCGGAUGGUCAAGUCGACGCGCAACGCCAACUCGCAGACGCCCAUCGUCGCGCUUGCCUCGUUCGAUCGCGGCGAGCCCAUCGACGCCGCCGGAAGCGUCUUUGACGCCGUCUUGGCCAAGCCGCUCGAGCGCAUCGACGUGUGCGCCAUCCUGGCCAGGCUCGGCUUUACGCCGCUGCAGCAGGCGCACGCCAAUGCGAGCGCCCAGCCUCCGGCCUCUGCCGAAACUGGCGCGGCCGACGCUCAGUCGCCCCCUCCAACGGCCACGCCGUCCAGCACCGGCUCGAUCUCGGCUUCGGCCUCGAUGUCGAGCGGCGUAGGCCAGGCCGUGCCGCGCAAGGGUAGCCCGGCCAUUGCGGCCGUGGCCUCGGGUGAGCGGCGCGACAGCCACAGCCCGCAUGGCAAAUCGUCGGCCGCCUCGUACGCCAUGCCCUUUUCGUCUUCGCCGCUCGGCAGCAGCGUCUUUCCGCGCCGAGACGGUGACGCCGACGGCCAGGCCCCCUCUUCUUCUUCUUCUUCUUCGGCGGCGGCGGCGGCGGCGACGACCACCAGCCGCUCCGCCUCCGGUUCCGCCGGCGCGUCGGCAGCCCCGUCUAGACCCCCGCCCAAGCCGACCGACUCCAACGUCAGCAGCUUCGUCGCUGCCAGCGCGGCGCUCAACAAGGCCAUCUCGGACCUGACGCUAGAAUAA